AUGGCAUCCGCCUACAGCCUGAAAGAAUCCAGCUACGACGCAAGCGACAUCAUUAAACGCGACGUCUGUGUCAUCGGAGGCGGUGCGACUGGAGCAUAUGCGGCGGUCCGUCUCGGUGACUUGGGCCAGAGCGUGGUUCUGGUGGAGAAAAAGGACGCGCUUGGGGGCCAUACGGAGGCAUACACGUCCCCGGCAACCGGCGAGGUCAUUGACUACGGGGUUGAGAACUUCCAGAACACCACGCUCCUUCGUGACUUCUUCGGCCGCUUCGGAGUCAAUCUGGUAGCGUACGCCUCCGAUGCAAAGAGCACCCAAUAUGCCGACUUUUCGACGGGCACCGUUCACAGAGACUUUUCUCCACCCACAUCCAACUUCACCGAAUAUCUGAACCAACUCGAGAAAUACCCCUACCUACCCUAUUCUUGGGAACUGCCGGACCCCGUCCCCGAAGAUCUGCUGCUUCCAUUUGGCGAAUUUAUUACCAAAUAUUCACUGGAGAAUAUUGCCUACCUUGUAGGCAUGUGGGGAGCCGGCAACGGCAACAUCCUGAACCAGACCACCAUCUACGUGCUGAAGACUAUCAACAAAGAUUAUAUCUCGGGCAUUCAAGGGACCGACGUCAUGGCCGAUGAUAACCACGCCAUCUACGCCGCGAUGGAAAAACAUCUUGGAUCUAACGCCCUCUUGUCGUCAACGGUGGUGGCAGCGAGCCGACCCGCGAACGGCUCGGAGAUGAAACUGACGAUAAGCAUGCCCUCGGGAGACAAACUCAUUGUGGCCAAGAAACUCCUCGUGACAAUGCCCCAAACGCCGAGCAAUAUGGUCCCUCUGAGCCUCGAUACCACCGAGAGGGCUGUGUUCGACCAAUUUGGCUACAAUGCUUUAUACGUGGGCCUGGUGAACAACACCGGACUAGGAGCCUUUGUCGACACUAUGGGGGUUAAUUUCAGCAACCCCUACAACUUGCCUGGCCCUGCAGGUCUCAUAUACCUGCAGUCGACAUCCGCGGAGGGCGUCUUUCGGAUCUGGUACAAUGCAGAGACUGACGUCUCUGAGGAUACAGUGAAAGCGGAAUCGCUGGCAGCUAUCAAGCGUCUGACGGGCGAGACGGCCGAUUUCCUCGUUUUUGGGAAUCACACUCCAUAUCAGCUAUCGGUUUCUGGUGAUGCAAUUAGAAAGGGCUUCUACAACAGCCUAAAUGCCCUUCAGGGACACCGAAACACUUGGUAUACCGGUGCGGCAUUUUUGGCCCACCACACAGCCUCGUUGUGGAAUUAUACCGAGACUCUAUUGCCCGAUAUGCUUGCUGCAUAA
Aspergillus chevalieri is the source of this 1314-nucleotide messenger RNA. RefSeq lists its product as uncharacterized. The record is from RefSeq and is a predicted model, not a curated record. Lineage: Eukaryota; Fungi; Ascomycota; Eurotiomycetes; Eurotiales; Aspergillaceae. Gene Ontology annotation, molecular function: oxidoreductase activity. The transcript has a single exon. The coding region runs from base 1 to 1314 and encodes 437 amino acids.